Molecule: messenger RNA, 1078 nt
Organism: Clonostachys rhizophaga
Lineage: Eukaryota; Fungi; Ascomycota; Sordariomycetes; Hypocreales; Bionectriaceae
Source: the annotation of a GenBank genome assembly
ACGCAAUUCCACACUCACAAACGAAGAUAGGAGCAUUUCGGACAAGAAUCAAAUGGAAUCCACAACCGCAAUAACGACCACAAGCCAACUCAUCCAGUAUCUUGACUCAAAGAAGAUCGCCUAUCAACAUGUUUCGCAAAUUUCUGGAGGGUCGUCUAACUUCCUUUGGCGUAUGACUACGCUCUCCGGAGAGGACAAGAUCGUCAAGCAUGCCGAGCCCUUCCUAGCUGGAAGGCCUGCCACGCCCUUUCCACUGUACAGAAUGGGUCUGGAAGUACAUGCUCUAGAUAUUAUUCCUCGGUUAUUGGCUUCUGGGGGCCAGAAAGACGCCAUAAUUCGGCUGCCAACUUUGACUUCUUAUGACAAAGAUUCUCAUGUCCUGAUUUUAGAUGACAUGGGUCGGGACUCCUUACAUACUGUCUAUGAAGAUCCUGGUUUGGAUAUCGAGAUGAUUGGGGAGGCUGUUGGGCGAUGGCUAGCCCGACUCCAUAACUCAACAACUUCAGAGGAAAUUAAGCGCAAGUUUGAACACCCUACAGCGAGGAGAAUGUACAGGUGGAAUUUCAAUAAUCUCUCUAGCGUCCUGGAGAGGUAUGGUUACGAUCCAGCCCCCGGCGAGCGCCUGAAUAUCAAGUAUGGAGCUCUUUUGGAGACAGAUGAGCUAUGUGUCUGCCAUGGGGAUCUUUGGCCGGGGAAUAUUCUCGUCUCUGGCAUUGCCCACCAAACUCUAGCGGAGAGUCUCCGACUCACCGUAAUAGACUGGGAAGUGGCGCGCCUUGGCAAUGGAGUUACGGAUGUUGCGCAUUUCGCUGGAGAGGCAUGGCUUCUAGAUCAUCUUCGUGGCGGUCGGGGGCUUAUGCCGGCGUUUCUACAUGCAUAUCUGACAGAAAGACCGUUGAGUGAUCAAGAGAAGCAAAGAGGUUGGAUCCAAGAUAAAGAUAAAGCAGGGUGCAUCGCUCAUGGGAACUCGAUCAUCCAAAUGGUAGAUGACAUGAAAUGGGAGUCCUUGAAGAGCAGUGAACUGAGCAUCCUAUUUACGACAACCAAAGGAGAGGCACACUCAAUCACGCUACCUAAC